Diachasma alloeum is the source of this 1902-nucleotide messenger RNA. RefSeq lists its product as uncharacterized. The record is from RefSeq and is a predicted model, not a curated record. Bases 1 to 1902 code for a protein of 633 amino acids. The transcript has a single exon. NCBI's taxonomy places the organism in Eukaryota, Metazoa, Arthropoda, Insecta, Hymenoptera, Braconidae.
AUGAAGACUCCUUGGCAGUGCGGUUCAAUUGAACAUGUAGUAAUCGUCAUGUGCAUAGGAAAAUUGGGAGCUUUCAAUCCACUAGAGCCUGUAUGGCUCAAAGAUUUAUUACAUUACAUCGAACACAACGAUGAUGAGUACCACCAAGUGAUUUUCAUAGCAUCUGAACACACCGGAACGUCAUUCGAGAAUUAUUGGAUACAAAGAAUACAGCAAACAAUUAUGGCUACUUAUCCAACUAUUCGAUUAAAUGUGGAACGUCCAUCAGACGCUGAUGAAUGGUCCUAUCAUGGAAUUGACGCUACAUCAACAUUGCUCAUUUCUGUUGAUGAUGCCGAAGUACCUAGAUUAGAUAUAUCGAAACAAACCAUAUCUGUCAUGAAAAAAUUAUCGUUGAACAAGAAGCGUGCCAAGUACCUGAUCAUCUUUCUCUCAUCAGAACGAACUCAGAAUUUCAGUAUUCUACUGAGAUAUGGUUGGAAAAUCCAAAUGAUGGAUCUAGUCAUUCUGGAGAUCGUCUCUUCUAGAAGAGAAAUGAUAACUAUCUCGGAGAGUUCUAUAGAUGAUCAUAGUUCACUAGUAAUUCAUUACUUCAAUCCCUUUCUGAAUUUAAUGGUAAGGAAACCAUAUGAGCCAGGAAUCGAGUGGUUUCCAAACCUCAUGAGCAAUAUGCAUGGAUAUCCUCUGAAAAUCGGUAUCCGUCAUCAGCCACCAUUUUCCGAAGUCACCUGGGAUGAAAAAGCGAACUGUGUGUCGAUGAGUGGAUGGGAUAUUACCGUCAUCCAAGAAGUGGCAGCGAAGAUGAAUUUCACGUUGCAAAUUCUACCGCAGUUGACGAACUUCAGUGAAAUAAUCGAAGACAAUUCAUCGUAUGGGUUAUUUAAUCUCCUGAGCAGUGGCAAGGUGGAUAUACUCGCUUCUGUUAACCCUCACUACACGGAAGAUAUGGAGGAGAAUUUAUACCGCAGUGAAAUGAUAUUUCGAGAUCAGUUGUGUGCUGUUAUACCAGUAAAGAACACUACUCGCAUUCUCUUUCCGACCGAAAUUAUUGAAGCUUUUAUUUCGACCAUUGGCAUUUUAUCGAUCUUUUGGGUCUCAACCUUGCUCUUCAAGUUCCGUCGAUCAUGGAGUGUUUUUGACAUCUUUCGUAUGUUGUUUGGAAUUCCCAAGCACAUCAACCAUUCGAGCUUGAAGCUAGCGCAACGAUUGAUGAUAAAAAUCAUACUGAUCGUAUCAUUAUUUUACUGUGUGAGAAUUUACGCAUGCCUGACAGAAAUUAUUAUCGACGUUGAUCAUGAGGUUGAAAUUGAAAAUUUCGAUGAUCUUGAUCGCUCUGGUCUCAUACCGGUAGUCUCAGCGUACCUCCUGAACAGAACAUUUGGUAAUGUUGAUGAGAAUGAUCGAGCGCUGAUUAAUCUGAAAAACAAAGCUGUUGCGACGACGGCUAUAUGGGACUGUCCAUCACAUGCUGAUCGAUUCAAAAAUGUAACGUGUUUGAUGACCAGGAAUGCUGUUCAAAUAUUAAUGAAAUCGACCUAUCAACCCGGUGAAAGAAUUCUAAAGAUUUCCAAGGCUUGUUUUUGGUCAGACAGCUACUCAUUUCUUGUGAGAUCUGGAUCGCCUAUUCGAAAGAGGAUGGAUUACAUAAUUAAUCUACUGUCGGAAGUUGGAUUGAAGAUAAUGUGGUUCAGAAAUGAUACGAGGAUCAAACUUUGGGAAAUCGAUAGAGAAGAUGAGUUGAUAUGGGACGAGAUGAAGUACCACCCCACGAGUCCGUUGAGAGAACAGCUAACAAUUGUUGCAUUAUUUGGUUUCACCACCGCAACGAUUACAUUUAUUGGAGAGCUUCUGUGGUAUCAUUGGUUAAAAAAAUGGAAGAAAACCAUUAAAUUGUUCAGGUAG